This is a messenger RNA of Vigna umbellata (rice bean), 2298 nucleotides long. RefSeq names its product cytochrome P450 710A11-like. NCBI's taxonomy places the organism in Eukaryota, Viridiplantae, Streptophyta, Magnoliopsida, Fabales, Fabaceae. Gene Ontology annotation, biological process: sterol metabolic process. Gene Ontology annotation, molecular function: oxidoreductase activity, acting on paired donors, with incorporation or reduction of molecular oxygen; iron ion binding; heme binding. The record is from RefSeq and is a predicted model, not a curated record.
AGAGAGCAGGGCAGAGGAGGGGGAGAGAGAGAGAGAGAGAGAGGUGAAAUUUGAAAUGAAAAGGGAAAAAUGUGUGCUGGUUGUCGUAAACGAUGUUUCCCACGUCAUAGGGUGGCCUUACCUAGCUGGAUGUCAGCCCCACCAUUGACCCACCUCUUCUUCUCCCCAAUCCUUCUCUUUCUCUAUAUUUCUCUUCACCUCUUCCUUCUUACUUCAAACAACAACUGCUUCACAACACAACACAACACUCUUCUCUUCCUUCUUCAAACUCUAAUUUUGACCUCAAAUUAAAUCUCACCAUUUUUUACUUCUCUCCCUCUUCAUCCUUUUCCCACAUUCUCACUUUUAGUCUAAAUAAAUAAAUCUCAUCCCUCGGCAUUGCACGCUCAACAUCAUCACCUCCAACAUGACCCCUCUCUUAUCCUCUUUCUCCCUCACCGACAUAGCCUCCUACCUCGUAUGCUUCCUCCUCCUCCUCAUUCUCCUCGAACAGAUCUCCUACCUUGCCAAGAAGGCUUCCAUCCCAGGACCCUCCUUCGUCGUCCCCUUCCUUGGAAACGCAAUCCCAUUGGUCCGCAAUCCAACCAACUUCUGGGACCUUCAGUCCUCUCUGGCAAAGUCCACCCCUUUGGGCUUCUCCGCCAACUACAUAAUCGGCAACUUCAUCGUUUUCAUCAGAGACACCGAACUCUCCCACAAGGUCUUCGCCAAUGUCAGGCCCAACGCUUUCCACCUGGUGGGCCACCCCUUCGGCAAGAAGCUAUUCGGCGAACACAACCUUAUCUACAUGAUGGGUCAAGAACACAAGAAUCUCCGCCGUCGCAUCGCCCCCAACUUCACCCCCAAAGCCCUCUCCACCUACACCUCGCUCCAGCAGAUUAUCAUCCUCGAUCACCUCAAGUCCUGGGUUGCCAAAGCUCAAGCCCAAACCGAUUCCAUUCCGCUCCGUAUUCUGGCCCGUGACAUGAAUCUCGACACCUCCCAGACCGUCUUCGUGGGCCCCUACUUGGGCCUCAAAGCCAGAGAGCGCUUCGAGAGGGAUUACUUUCUAUUCAACGUUGGCCUUAUGAAGCUUCCGUUUGAUUUCCCCGGCACCGCGUUUCGAAACGCGAGGCUCGCCGUGGACCGGCUCAUCGAAACGCUGGCCACCUGCACCGAGAUGAGCAAAACCAGGAUGCAGAAAAGGGAAGAGCCUUCGUGUCUGAUUGAUUACUGGAUGCAGGAAACGCUCAGGGAAAUCGAGGAGGCCAAGCUCACCGAAGAGCCGGCGGCACCGUUCUCCACCGACGCCGAGAUUGGUGGUUACCUCUUUGAUUUUCUCUUUGCGUCGCAGGACGCGUCCACUUCGUCGCUGCUGUGGGCGGUGGCACUGCUGGAUUCGCAUCCGGAGGUGCUGGCGAAGGUUAGGGCAGAGGUGGCAGGAGUCUGGUCGCCGGAGUCGGACGAGCUGAUUACCGCGGAGAUGCUCCGGGAGAUGAAGUAUACGCAGGCGGUGGCUCGUGAGGUAGUGAGGUUCCGGCCGCCGGCGACGCUGGUGCCGCAUAUCGCGGCGGAGAGGUUCGCGCUGACGGAGUCGUACACGAUACCGAAGGGGGCGAUCGUGUUCCCGUCGGCAUUCGAGUCGUCGUUUCAGGGGUUCAGUGAACCGGAGCGGUUCGACCCGGAGCGGUUCUCGGAGGAGAGACAGGAGGACCAAGUAUUUAAAAGAAACUUUCUGGCCUUCGGUGCGGGGCCCCACCAGUGUGUGGGUCAAAGGUACGCAUUGAAUCAUCUCGUUCUCUUCAUCGCGUUGUUCACCACGUUGAUCAAUUUCAAGAGGGACAGAACGGACGGUUGCGAUGAGAUCGCGUACGUACCCACCAUAUGCCCUAAAGACGAUUGCAGGGUGUUUCUCUCGCAACGCUGCACACGAUAUCCUUCCUUCCCUGCAGUCGAUGACCUGAUGAAAUGACCCAAACACCCUUUCACAGGCUUUACUUUUCCUUCUCAUUCAUCGCAUGCAGGUUCUUUUUUACCCAUUUUUUUUAAUUUAAUUCCAUUUGGAUCGAAAAUUAGGAGAUCUUGAAAAUAUUUUAUGAUAAAAAAUCGUUGGUGUUGACUUUUGUUUUUGUCCUUUAUCUGUUGGGUUGGAUUUGUGAAAUGUUGGAAUUAUUGUUAUUCUUGCUAUAGUUUGUGUAUGUGAAUGUAAGAGGUGAUUGGAUGGUGGAUGAUUGGUGGUUAUAAGCAGUGAAUAAAAUUAUGUAAGGAAGAAAGAUGCCAAAUUUAUUGAAUUGAGAUGAGAUGAGAUUGCCCUGUGAA